AUGGCAGAUCAAAUUGAAGAUAAUCAAUUGAAUGAAUAUAUUGAAACAUUAAAACAAGCAUUUAGCUCUGGGUCCAUUAAAAAGACUAAAGAAGUUUCACUAGAGGAAGAGACAGACUGGGAUGAUAACUGGAAUGAUAACUGGGAUGACGAAGAAGAAAAUGAAAAUGACAAGAAUGAAACUUCAAAUAAAUUAACCACCACUCAAUUAAUACAAGACAUAAUGCCAUUGUUUAAUGAAUAUGAUUCAUCACUCAAAAUAUAUCUAAUAACCUCCAUCAAAGCAUUAUCAAUUGUUGAGUAUCCAUCACUUGCUAAUUCAUUUAUCAUGUAUAACGAUUUUCAAUAUUUAUCACAGAAACUAAAAGAUGAAUCAAUGCUAACUUUUGUUGAAUCAUUAUGGAAACAAGUACUCAAGAAAUUUUAUGAAGAACUUAAAAUACUAAUAGCGUCCUUGAAUUUAAAUACUGUACACACUCCAAAUUCAGAAGAAGGUAUCCUUGAUGAUUAUAACUUGAAUCAACUAUCGUUAAUAUAUAAAUGGUUUAAUAUUUUAUUUGAGGAGAAACAAUUCAAGUCAACAAAUCCUGUAAAGUUCAAAGAGUUAGUGGUGAAUUUAGUUGAAUAUUUAAAUAACUACCUCAUUCGAAAAGUGGUAAAUUUGAUUGACAUAUCAGAAUUUCAAAGUGAACAAAUUGGCUUAAUUAUAGAUAACUUGAAUAAUGUCACUAUACCAUAUAUUUUACAACUCGAACUUAAGAAGGAUGAAAUUGAAUCAUUUAAUAAAUUGAAAAAUGUCAAAUUUUUAAUUAAUAAUCAUUUAAAAGAUAUAAUGGAUAGAUUUUAUCAAGGUGAAUUAUACGAUAUAGAUACAAAUGAACUCGUUAAAUUAUUGAGGAACACAUUUAUUCAAAGUGAAUUAAGAGAUAAUUACAUAAAUGAAAUUAUUGAAUUUAGAAAUAUGAAUUGA
Molecule: messenger RNA, 969 nt
Organism: Insectozyma verbasci
Lineage: Eukaryota; Fungi; Ascomycota; Pichiomycetes; Serinales; Debaryomycetaceae
Source: the annotation of a GenBank genome assembly